Messenger RNA from Coffea arabica (coffee), 1648 nucleotides. RefSeq names its product 1-aminocyclopropane-1-carboxylate synthase 7-like. NCBI's taxonomy places the organism in Eukaryota, Viridiplantae, Streptophyta, Magnoliopsida, Gentianales, Rubiaceae. Gene Ontology annotation, biological process: biosynthetic process; amino acid metabolic process. The record is from RefSeq and is a predicted model, not a curated record. Gene Ontology annotation, molecular function: transaminase activity; pyridoxal phosphate binding.
UCUUAUCUCUCUUUCUAUAACAGUUUCCUGAUCAAGAAGGUAUUGGAAGUUGCAACUAAAACUUACUAAUGGGUGUAGAGUUUGAGCAACAGCCUUCUGUAGAAUUAUCGAAGGUCGCAGUCUCGGAUACUCACGGAGAAGAUUCACCAUACUUUGCAGGAUGGAAAGCAUAUGAUGAAGAUCCAUACGAUGAAUCCCGUAAUCCAUCCGGAGUCAUACAGAUGGGAUUGGCAGAAAAUCAAGUUUCAUUUGAUUUGCUGGAAGAAUACUUGGAAAAGCAUUCUGAAGCAGCUAGUUUUGGAAAUAAAAUUUCUAGCUUCAGAGAAAAUGCACUACUUCAGGAUUAUCAUGGUCUACAAUCCUUUAGAAAGGCAAUGGCAAGCUUCAUGGAACAAAUAAGAGGAGGAAGAGCAAAAUUCGAUCCUGACAGAGUUGUCAUCACCGCAGGUGCUACAGCAGCUAAUGAACUUGUGACUUUUAUCUUGGCCAACCCGGGGGAUGCUUUAUUAGUUCCAACUCCCUACUAUCCAGGAUUUGACAGAGACUUGAGAUGGAGAACUGGAGUCAAUAUUGUACCAGUGCACUGUGACAGCUCGAACAAUUUUCAGAUUACCAUUCAAGCCUUAGAAGCAGCAUAUGCUGAUGCAGUAUCCAAGAACAUCAAAGUUAGAGGGGUGCUAAUCACAAAUCCUUCAAAUCCAUUGGGUGCAACAAUUCAACGAUCUGUCCUCGAAGACAUUCUUGAUUUCGUGAUAAGCAAAAAUAUCCAUCUCGUCUCAGACGAAAUCUAUUCAGGAUCCGCGUUCUUUUCUGGUGAAUUCGUUAGCAUUGCUGAAGUUCUUGAAGCAAGAAACUACCAAGACUCCGAAAGAGUUCAUAUUGUUUAUAGUCUAUCCAAGGACUUGGGGCUUCCAGGUUUUAGAGUUGGGACAAUUUAUUCCUACAAUGACAAAGUUGUUACGACAGCAAGAAGAAUGUCAAGCUUCACCUUGAUUUCUUCGCAAACACAGCAGCUGUUGGCUUCUAUGCUGUCCGACAAGGACUUCACCGAAAAAUACAUACGGAUUAAUCGCGAGAGGUUGAAAAAUAGGUACCACAUGAUAAUUGAUGGGUUGAGAAAUACCGGCAUCGAGUGCCUAGAAGGAAAUGCUGGAUUAUUUUGCUGGAUGAAUUUAAGUCCACUGUUGAAGGAACGCAAAAAGGAAAGCGAAUUAGCCCUUUGGAAAUCAAUAUUGUAUGAAGUGAAGUUAAAUAUAUCUCCAGGAUCUUCUUGCCAUUGUUCAGAGCCAGGAUGGUUCCGGGUUUGCUUUGCCAACAUGACCGAGCGGACACUAGAAAUUGCACUCCGGAGAAUACAUGAUUUCAUGGAAAUUAAGAAGGAAAAUGACGUCCAGCAGCAAUAACUCCUUGUAGUAGUUUCAUCAUACAUAUUCUUUUUUUUUUUGGGGUCUUGAAAUUCUUUGGAUCCCAGAACCAAAUCCAAGAUUGGUUUUGUGUCCCCCGCCUAUAGAUCAAGUUUGACAGAGACCAAGAAUGUCGUUUAAAGCUUUGCCAUAUAUAUUGAGCUGAACUUCUUUCUUGGAGUACCGGUUCUAUACUCUAUAGUUGGGGAACGGACGAUGGGUAGAAAUAGUAGAAUAAUUUGAAG